AUGGCCAACAACAUAUCAAAUAGUUCAACGUCAAAAACUGAAGAUUCAGAACACAUUGAAAGUAACAAUACAAGAUCAAUUCGUCUCGUAGAAAAUUUUUUAGUUAUUUGGCUUGAUUCAAAUAUAAACGAAACGUCUGAUGAAUAUCAUCACGCAACUAAUCAACUUCAACAUUAUGUAAAUACAAUUCAAUUAGCUUCUGAUCAAACCGAGUAUAUCGAUUUGAUAAAGAAUACUAAAGAUGUAAAAGUAUUCAUAAUUGUUUCGGGUACUUUUGGCAUAGAUUUAGCUGAUGUUAUGCAAGUAACACCUCAAAUCUAUUGUGUCUAUGUUUAUUGUGCUGAAAAGAAACAUCAUGAAGAAUGGGCGAAACAUCAUCAAAUAAUAAAAGGUGUCUUUACUGAUAUAGAAACUAUUUGUGAUGCUCUUCGACGUGACGUUCGUCGAGUAAAUAACGAUUUGAUACCAAUAAGUAUUUUGCAAUCGACAAGUUCAGAUCAGUUCGAUCAAUUAUUUGCCUGCUCAUUGAUACUGAAAGAAUUUCUAAUCAAUAGCGCAUGUGAGCAACAGACAAAGAACAAUUUUAUGAAAUUUUGCCGUUCUCAACAUAGAGGUAACUCUUAUCAAUCUAAUAUAAUUAAGAAAUAUCAAGCAAAACCUAAAAAAUUAACACCGAUUCAAUGGUAUACUCGAGAAUGUUUUUUAUAUUCGAUGUUAAAUCGAGCAUUGAGAUUAUAUGAUAUAGAAAUUCUGACUCAAAUUAAGUUUUUUGUUCAAGAAGUGAACGAACAAAUUCAAAAAAUAUAUUCCCAAUCAGAUCAACAACACCCUCAGACUGUUUAUCAUGGACAAAAUAUUACGAAUGAUCUACUUUCAAAAUUACAAAAAAAUAAAAAAAGUUUAAUUUCUUUCAAUACAUUUUUAAUGGCGAAUAUGGAUGAAAAUUUAACACUAGAUUUGCUUCAACAAUCUCAAAAUGAUCCUAAUUUAAUAGCUGUUCUUUUCAAAAUAGCUGUAGAUCGAUCGAAAUCGUCAUAUCCAUUUAUUAUAUUAGAUGAAUUCGAUUAUUAUCAAGAUUCAGAUCGAUAUGUACUUUUUUCACUGAAUACAACAUUUCAAAUUGAGAAUAUUGAACAAAUAAAUGAGCAACUAUGGGAAGUCAGAUUAAUUUUAGUUAAAGACACUAAUAAAAAAUUAAAUACUAUCAAGGAAUGGAUUGAAACAAAGUUUCGUGAAUUAGAUUCAAUUCUUAGAUUCGGUAAAAUAAUGAUUGAUAUUGGUAAAACAGAUAAAGCCGAAGAAUUUUAUAAAUUUUUACUUGAAAAUUCAGAUGAAGAGGAUAAAGAUGCGCUUGCUUAUAUUCAUCGUAAACUCGGCUUCAUCAAAGAUCAAAAGAACGAACUGGAUGCUGCAUAUACUCAUUAUAUGGAAAGUUAUAGAAUUCGAUUAGAUAGCGUUCUCGAGGAUGAUCCUCGUCUUUGCAAGAUUUAUGCUGGUAUUGGUGCAGUUCAACGAAAACAAGGUCGUCAUGAUCGUGCUUUGGGAUAUUUCAAUAAGGUUCUUGAUAUUCAUAAAAAUAUUUCAAAGCCAAAUCCAUCAGUUCUAGCUUUUUGUUUAUAUAAUAUUGGUUUAAUAUUUUAUCAACAAAAAAAAUAUGAGAAAGCACGAAAGAAUUUUGAAAAAGCACUAAGAAAUCAAAACGAUGUGCUGUCAUGUAAUCGUGAUUUGUUGACUAAUAUCCAUAGUAGUCUAUCGAUGGUGUUUAAUGAUCUUGGUGAAUAUCAGAAGGCUAUGGAACAUGCUCAACAAGCGUUAGAAAUCGCUACUAGUAUUAUUGAAUCUAAUAAUGAACGAAUAGAAAUCUAUCAAAAGUCAAUCAAUCAACUCAAGGAAAAGAUUAGCGAACAAUAA
Messenger RNA from Rotaria socialis, 1911 nucleotides. The record is from the annotation of a GenBank genome assembly. NCBI's taxonomy places the organism in Eukaryota, Metazoa, Rotifera, Eurotatoria, Philodinida, Philodinidae.